AUGGACUCCAUGUCCCUUAUUUUUUUCCGGAUGGAUUUUAACAAGCAAGAGCUUGUGGUGGAAAAAAGGGGUAAAGAUUUGAGUCAUUUAACAAUCACUAAUCAGGACCGAAAAACAUUUACAGAACAGCACAAAAUGUUUCGACGAAAUUCUGACUUCAAUACUGGUCACUCAGUUAUGAGUGACAGCUUCCUUAUUGUAAGGUCUAAAAGGGCAAUCAGCAAACUGUCCGAAAAUCCAGUGGUCAAUAAAAGUGUUCCUUCUGUUGCGAGUGUUAAGAAAACUGACAGUAAAGUGGUCAAGCCAACGACCAUGGCCACUAAGAAUGCAAGCAAAAUGACCCCAGAAGCAACAACUAAAAUCAAAAUGAAAAAAGUUGGUGACUACUACACAGCUUAUUUUCUUGUCUACAUAGGAAAAGACAGUGAAGAGGGUCUUUACAACUUGUUCUUUCACAAUUGUAUAAACUACAAGGGAGCUAACUCUGCAGUGAACUUAUCGUUGACUCUUAUCGAGGAGAAUAAGGGUAACUAUUUAUCUGCUGGUGAUAUGCCUUUGCCAAUAAUGAAUUUUGUGUGUAGUUUUGCCUUCUUUCUCAGUGGAUGUGCUUGGCUCUUUGUCUUACAGCGAUCCAGUGAGGAUGUUUACAAAAUGCAUUACUUGAUGUUGGGUGUAGUUUAUGUGAAAAGUAUUUCUUGUCUCUUUCAUGCAAUUAAUUUUCAUUUUAUUGAAACAAAAGGGAUCCAUGAAGAAGCUUGGGCCAUUCUAUAUUACAUUGUUUACCUAAUGAGAGGUGCUCUACUCUUUACCACAAUUCUACUCAUUGGUGCUGGUUGGGCAUUCAUCAAGCAUAUGCUGUGUGAUAAGGAAAAGAAGCUUUUCAUCAUCAUAAUUCCAUUGCAGGUUCUUGCAAAUGUAGCCUGGAUAAUUGUUGAGGAAAGUGAAGAAGGCCAAUCACAGUACACAGUCUGGAAAGAAAUCUUCAUUCUUGUUGACUUGCUUUGCUGUGGUGCUAUUUUGUUCCCAGUUGUAUGGUCCAUUCGCCAUUUGCAGGAUGCCUCUCAGACUGAUGGGAAAGCAGUGAUAUCGCUUACCAAGCUAAAGUUAUUCAGGCAAUUUUAUAUUUUAAUUGUUUGCUAUAUAUAUUUCACCAGAAUUAUUGUCUACCUACUGAAGAUAACUGUGCCAUUUAAAUAUGAAUGGUUGGAUCCAAUGUUUAAAGAGAUGGCCACCUUUAUCUUCUUCAUUGUGACUGGAUAUAAAUUCCGGCCAGCUUCGGAUAAUCCUUAUUUGCAAGUCCCACAGGACAGUGACGAAGAAAUUGAAAUGGAGGAAGUCCUAACCAAAAAUGGAGCCCUUGAGACAGUAGUAAAGGUUAGCCGGACAAAGGAACAGCAAUCAGCUGACAGUGGCACCAAACAGAGAGAGAGCAGUCAUGAAUAUGAUUGA
Molecule: messenger RNA, 1449 nt
Organism: Acanthosepion pharaonis
Lineage: Eukaryota; Metazoa; Mollusca; Cephalopoda; Sepiida; Sepiidae
Source: the annotation of a GenBank genome assembly